This is a messenger RNA of Paracoccidioides lutzii Pb01, 219 nucleotides long. RefSeq lists its product as hypothetical. The transcript has a single exon. Bases 1 to 219 code for a protein of 72 amino acids. The record is from RefSeq and is a predicted model, not a curated record.
AUGGUGCCUCGCUCGCAGCCUGUCAGACCUGAUGGGCCUGAUGAUAAAAUGAGCCAGAGCAAGAGCGAUGCCUGCCCCGCGCUGGAUGCCAUCUUUUGGGACAGUGGAUAUGAAAGUGGGCCCAAUGGCAACCCCGGUGAGGAUGAGGAUGAAAGGGAUGAUUCUGAUGAUGAUAUCUUUGAUGACGAUGACGGCAACUGUCUCCAGAACACUACCUAG